Molecule: messenger RNA, 877 nt
Organism: Linum tenue
Lineage: Eukaryota; Viridiplantae; Streptophyta; Magnoliopsida; Malpighiales; Linaceae
Source: the annotation of a GenBank genome assembly
UAAAUGUGUGAUGUGGCAAAUAAAAAAUAAUUAAAAAUAAAAUAAAAUUUUUAAAAAUUACACAUCAUUAUUAAAAAAAAAUUAUAAUUAUAAAAAUAAAAAAAAAGAAUGAUGUGUUUCCCCCCCUUUUUUUCUUUUCAGUUCCUCUCCUUGCCGGAUUCAGACCCAUUUUGGAUUAGUGUACAGAGAUUUUGCUGCCAAACUUCUUGUUUAACCCUUUUGGAUUGUGGGUUUUCCAGCCGAGGUGAGAUUGCCGCGGUUCGAGAUCUCGAAUCAGGAACCUGCUGCUGCUGCUGCGAUGACCACGGCCAACGGCGGCGAGGUUCGCUCUUCCGCGGCCAACGGCGGAACCAAGCCGUUCAAGAUCUUCGUCGGCUACGAUCCGCGCGAAGAUCUCGCGUACAAGGUCUGCCGGCACUCCAUCCUCAAGAGAUCUUCAAUCCCCGUCGAGAUCCAUCCGAUCAUCCAGUCCGACCUCCGGAAGGGCGGCCUGUACUGUCGAACCGCGGCAAUCUCACCUCGGCUGAAUGCAAUACAGCAAAACAAAACAAAAAGUCAGAGAAAGCAAAAGCACAAUGUCGGCCGAACGGUAAUCGCCAAAUCGGUGGUUCGGAUUCAAGAUUUUCCUCCGGAUUGAAACUAACAAAUAAACUCGGAUAUGGAAAAUGAAGGGCGAGAAGUUAGAAGUGAAAGGAAGCUAGAUCCAUGGCGGAUUGGCGGGGAGACAAUAAUGCAGCAGAGACAGAGGAGGAUAGGAGUACCUGGAGAAGCGGAAUGAUCUGUAAUUUUUAAAAAUUUAAUUUUUAUUUUUUAAUUAUUUUUUAUUUGCCACGUCACACAUUUAACGGUCAACUGUCAGAGUUGACUGCCACGUCAG